AUGAAUAGAUCUUCAAAUUUAUCUUGUUCAUAUAGGGAUUCACGAUUUACUGAUGAAGCAAAAGCUUACUAUCAAUUAGCUGUUUCAGAUGAGCCUUCAUUGGAUAAUGUCACAGUCAAAGAUUUUCGUGAAGGAGAGGAAAAAUUAUUUGCUGAGGCUAAUGAAAGACUUAUCGGAACAUUCAAAGGUACCUUAAAAGAAGAGCAAGUUAAGAUCAACGAUGCAGAAAUUCCCAUUACAAUUUAUACGCCAAUUGAUGUCAACAAAAAUAAAGUUGUUAUAUAUUUUCAUGGUGGAGGUUGGAUAUCUUCCAGUUGCAAGACACAUCAAACAAUAGUCAACACUUUAGGCGAUGCAACGAAAACUAUUUGGAUCUCGGUUGAAUAUCGUCUUGCACCAGAACAUAAAUAUCCAAUUUGGCUUGACGAUGCAUGUGAUGUUACUCGACAUAUUCUGAAGAAUAAAGUAUCGUACGGUGUUAAUCCAACAGCGAAGGUUGGCGUGGCGGGUGAUAGUGCUGGUGCUCAAAUUAGCGCAUCUAUUUGUCAUACAAUAAAAAAUAUUGAUUUUCAGAUUCUUGUCAAUGGAUUUUUCGAUCUUACAUGUGAAUCAUCGUCUCACAAAGAAUUUAACGAUCCAAUGUAUAUUCUUACAACUACAAUGCUCAAUUGGAUGAAAUUACAUGCAUUUCGUGAUGCAAACGAUUUGAAAGAUCCUAGAGCAUCGAUUUUUCUUAAUAAAUCAUUCGACACUUUGCCACCAUGUUUAUUUAUCGUUGCCGAACUCGAUCCAUUACGAGAUGAUAGUUACGCAUAUCAACAGUUACUUGACAAAGCUGGUGUUAAAACGAAAUGUUUACUUAUCAAAGGUGUCUUGCAUGACUUUUUUGUAUGUCCAGGUACCUGUCCAAAAGCAUGUGCACAAGCAAUCAAUGCCAUUCAACAAUUUCUAUCCGAACUAUGA
This is a messenger RNA of Adineta steineri, 963 nucleotides long. Lineage: Eukaryota; Metazoa; Rotifera; Eurotatoria; Adinetida; Adinetidae. The record is from the annotation of a GenBank genome assembly.